Molecule: messenger RNA, 312 nt
Organism: Dracunculus medinensis (Guinea worm)
Lineage: Eukaryota; Metazoa; Nematoda; Chromadorea; Rhabditida; Dracunculidae
Source: the annotation of a GenBank genome assembly
AUGUUACUCACAGAGCGCCGCCUUCGCUGGUUAGGGCACAUUCUCCGUCAUCCAUCACAGGAGUUGACGUAUAUUUCGUUAUUUGCUAAACGGUGUGACGGUUGGCGUCAAAAGCGAGGUGGGCCAACCUGGACUGAUACGGUAAGAAAAGAUUUUGAACGUAUAGGUGAACCAGCAAUAUAUGGAUUUAGACGAUGGAAAAAGGAAUGGCUUCCAUUACUGUCGACGAUGGCAUCAGACCGCGCCGCUUGGAAGCGUCUUACCCUUGUAGCCAUUGGAGCCAGCCUAACCAGUUAUGGUGAGAGCUGUUAG